AGGCCACCUCUUGGGAGAGCCUCUUGGUUUUCCCUGUCUGACUACCUCCUGUUGGAGUAUUUAAUACGUGUGUUUCUUCUACAUUCAUCCGUACAGCAAGAGACGCCGGUAGCAUCAACACCAAGACAACCACGAAGCUGACAAACUAAUAUUACCCUAACAUUUCCCUAAAGCUCCUACAGCAUCGCCACUCCUCUCACUGUAUGGCAACUCUGCCACCGCCGCUGACGUAAAAACCGGUCGAGAAGACUGAGGUCUUACUGAGCACACCAGCACAGUCCACGGAGGUCGGAGCCACUCAGUGUUGCCUUAGUCCUCACUGGUCACGGGCCUCACUCGGUGCGGGUGUGCUGGACUAUCACCAGAGGCGUGCUGUGAGGAAAGAAAACACCAACGUCCACCACCCACCUUGGCCCCCAUUAGACUAAAACAUGUGGAGUCGGGGCUCGAAUUCUUGGCUUCUCGUAUGCGGGCGAUAUUCCGCCUGUUAGUGCUAGCAAUUGCCACUGGCUUGUACAUAGUGGGGACAGAGGCGCGGGCAGCUAAGUUAAUAUAUCAGGUGAAGAAGAGGAAUUCAGGUACCUCACCCCCCUCACUGCUACAGCGUCCCCCUCACUACUCAUUGGAUAUGCUUGCCUCACUCUCCCUACCCUUGCUACCCUAUGUCAAGGACUUGCAACAUUCGGGGGUUGUAAUGCCUCCUAUCCGACCACAGCCCAGACGACGGACUAGACGGUCAUCGAGGUCAUCGUCUCAAGAGGUGAACUACACGGGCCAGGAGAACCGGAAAUUCCGAGUACAAGGUGACCCUCUCUAUUUAGCACCCUCUUCGUCAGGAAAUUCCCUCCACCUAGAAGCCCAGGAGAGCACCUCACACACUCAUGUGUGUUUCCGCGUCCAUACAUUCGAGGUGCUGAGGCCGUUGGUUGAGGGAGGCAUAGUGGUGAUGCUAGAGACCUUCGCUGGAGGCAAGUUCCUCAGAGGCGCCACAUCUGGGACCCUAUCUCUUAUGUCUGGAGGCAUCAGUGUAAAUAACGUCAGCAGAUUCGACAACAGAUUCUUCCUUCUACACAGUGCGAGAGGAGACACUUACGUCACGAUCAAACACCUCGCUACAGGCCACUUCCUCUCAAGGGGGACAGAGCAGGUCACCCUAGUCAACUCUGACCAGGGCAUCACUGACGAUAUGCGCUUCGAAAUGUUUGACUGCACUCGAUCCUGAACCCUGGACUGAGAAUCCCCACGUCAACAUUGUCUAAAGCGCUGUAAAAUGUCACUCAAGUAAGGAUAGUCCACAGUGGCUGGAACUACCGCACUGCAUGGCAAAGACUCACCGCCACGCGAUUAGCUUAACUGGGCGACAUGACCGUGUUAAAGAAACCACACCUAGCCAAGACACACCCGGGUGGUAAUAAUUAGGAAGCAUUACCGACCGGCGACAUGACCACGCACCUGGACAAACACAGCCGUCCAGAUCUAACCAGUUUAUUGUUAAUUAGGAGAGGUCAUCUGCUUGCUCUCCUCCAAUAUAAAGGCCCUGUAGCUCAAUCCACGCGGAUUACUUUCGUAUCACUGAAGACGAAGUCACGCUCGUCACUAGUCGAGAUCGGGAAGGAGACUUACCUCCCCAGCACCGCGUCUCCAGCUAGCAGUCUCCCAUAGGAGACAUAGUCCAGCAGCACCCGCUGGGCCUCCCUUAAGUCACACGUGAGUCAUUGUCAGAGCUAUCCAUAGGGUGAGUUACUUACGGUGGGAAGUGUAUCCAUUUCAUGUUUGUGUCCGAGAGUCUGUGUUUAGUAACGUAAAUACAGUAUAAUCUGCUAUUAAUGAGUCUGUGUCACUGAGCGAAGAAUGAUGAAAAUGAUUCCGGGACUUAGAAACCUUCCAUAUCAAGAUAGGUUAAAGAAACUAAACUUGCAUUCCCUGGAAAGACGAAGAGUGCGGGGAGAUAUGACAGAAGUAUUUAAG
Molecule: messenger RNA, 1968 nt
Organism: Homarus americanus (American lobster)
Lineage: Eukaryota; Metazoa; Arthropoda; Malacostraca; Decapoda; Nephropidae
Exons: 8
Coding region: 467-1222 (251 amino acids)
Source: RefSeq, a predicted model, not a curated record